UGGCCAGAUGGGGGCAGCAAUGCGCCGGUGAACUAGAAACGCUCAAAGAAGUUGAAGUGAGCGAAACUCAAACAAACCAGUUGGUUCUCGUAACAGGUGCUUUGAAAAUUUUUUGGUUUUGGCCAUUUAAACAGUGGAAAUCGUGUAUAAUAGAGUCGAUGUAUGUGCUGUGUCUGUCUGUAGUAAGCCUGCGUUAGCCCGGUUACCAGGCUACCAAUGAAUGCUAGCCGGGUUAUAGCUCCUAAAAACGGCAGGAACAAAGCUCCAGUCGGGCGGAUGAAGGAACACCGAGCCUUCAGAGCCAGCAGAGUGCUGGCUGAGAGGAACCAGGCGGUGGUGGCGGUGGGAGCCUGGGUGGAGGGCGGACAAGACUUCGUGGAGCACCCAGCUGCUCUUGCUUUGCUGACCGAUGAGCUACAGGCAGAGAGAAGGAGGGAGAAUGAAGAGAGCCUUCAGCGUUUUCAGGAUGAAGUGCGCCACCGUGUGGCACAGAAAGCACAUUUGUUCAAGAAGAGACAGCAGCUGCAGACAGAUCCAGUGGUGACACCUGACACGCGAGUCAUCUGGACCCAUCAUGAAGGCGAGACAGUAAGAACUGCUGCACAGCAAAGGGUGAUGGAGAGGAGACCUCAGGAGUCUGCUGAAGGCAUGAGGCAGGUCAGACUCAGACUGGCUGCCCGUCAGGUGAUGCAGCAAGAGGAAACAACGUCAGAACUUCCUGGAGGCAGCUGGAACAUCUCUCAAACCAGACAUAAAGCAGAAUCUCAUGCUCUGAGAGCAGAGGAGGAUGCUCUAGGAGAGGAAGAUGAUAUUGUCUUCACCAGUCGACAUGAAUGUCCACUUGUUCAACAGAAGGGAAGUGAACGUCCACUGUGGAGUCCUGAACCAUCACAACCUGAUUCGGGAUUCACAUCCAGCCUCAGAAUCUGGCCUCUGACUGACCAAGAAGAACUGAAAAGACAGCGUCAGUCUCAGUUCCUGAUGCACCGCCGCCUGGCCAUGAACAUUGAGAGAGAGCAAGUGAAGGAGAACAAGCAGCACAGGAAGCACCUGAAAAGGACGGCAAGAAUCAAAGCGGAGAAAGAACAGAUCCGUCUGGAGGAGGAGAGGAAGCUGGAGAGAUUUCGGCAGCUCGCAGAUGCCAGGCAGAAGCUGGAGGAGAGGGAGCUGCUGAUUCUGGAGCGACUAAAGCUUGAGGAGGAGGAGAGAGCUGUGGAGCAACAGAGGAGGAAAAGAGAGGAGAAAGGCAAAGUAGCUGCUAGGUUCAUUGAAGCUUUGAGAGCUCAAGUGAAGGAGCGAAUGUCUCAGGCGAAACUGGAGCUCCCUCCUCUCUGCUGCUGUGCGUCCUCGUUCUGGGACUCCCACCCCGACACCUGCGCUAACAACUGUGUUUUCUACAAUAAUCCCAAAGCGUAUGGCCAGGCCCUACAUUCAGCGUUGGUGAGUUUGGAUUUGCAGUAAAAGGAAGCUGAUGUCUGCGUAAAGGGCCGGUCUCAGAUUUUGGAAAAUCUUGUGUACGUUUUCUAGCCUACAUUCAAAUCACUGCUCUCACUCAGCACAGAGGAGUCCAGGACAUGUUGAGCCUCCACAAUAAAAGAGAUUUAUAUGUUUGAGUUUAUUGUUGUCUUCCAGAGGUAAAAUCAUACAUUUCACGUAGCUCUACAAGCGGAUCCAGAA
Messenger RNA from Oreochromis niloticus (Nile tilapia), 1677 nucleotides. RefSeq names its product coiled-coil domain containing 15 (gene ccdc15). The record is from RefSeq and is a predicted model, not a curated record. Gene Ontology annotation, cellular component: centrosome. Bases 217 to 1461 code for a protein of 414 amino acids. NCBI's taxonomy places the organism in Eukaryota, Metazoa, Chordata, Actinopteri, Cichliformes, Cichlidae. The transcript is spliced from 11 exons.